This is a messenger RNA of Cercopithifilaria johnstoni, 2100 nucleotides long. The record is from the annotation of a GenBank genome assembly. NCBI's taxonomy places the organism in Eukaryota, Metazoa, Nematoda, Chromadorea, Rhabditida, Onchocercidae.
AUGCAACAGAAGGAUCGAUAUCUGAUCGAAUCAUCCUUGAUCGCCUUACCCGGAUGUCGUGAUCGUUUAGGAUCACCACUACUGUUUAUAAAUUUUAUGGAAGGUAGCAAUGAGCAGCUCGGCAUGGAAACAGUCAGUGCUCCGAGUUAUGAAGAAUUUGUAUCAGUCAUUAAUUACCUAUCCCAAAUACCUCAUGAAAAUAUUCGCAAAUUAGGAUUUACAGUAGUGAUUGAUGGGCGCAAAGCAACUGUAAAGCAUGUACGUGGUGCAUUACGAGCGUGUCAGCAAGCAUUAUAUCGUCGAAUCCGAUCUGUACUUGUCAUUCAGCCAGAGAAAUUCUUGGAGCAACAAAAGCUUAAUUUUGAACUUAUUAAAGAAGCUUAUCAAUUCAAGUGCACUCUAAUCUCUCUGCAUAAAUUAUCACGCUUCAUAGAUGUUGCGCAAUUACCAGACGCACUCGGUGGUACUCUGCAAUAUGAUUCGUAUUCAUGGAUUCUGCUUAGAGAGAAAUUUGAGAAUUAUGUGAAGCGAACAAAAAAUUGGAUAGAAAAUAGCAAAAGGCAUGACAAUAUGAUAGCAAAUCAGUCUGAUGAGAAACCUUUCGAAGAGGAUAAUUUCGAUUUAAAUGAGCUUCUCAAAACAGGAGAUGAUUUACUUGAUGAAUUAACACAAAAUAGUGGAGUAAAAGGGACGCUGAAAAACGCCGAUUGGGAAAAUGGUGCACAAUGUGUUGAUUUGCUCAUGAAACAAAUUAAGGAAAUCAAGGAGAAGCCAACAGCGAUAGUAAAUCGAGAGGAGAGAUGCGCAUCGUUGAAGUUAUUGAAAGAUCAUAAUGAAGGAGUGCAUAAUUUAGUGAAUUGGAUACUGAGCGCUGGUGAGAGAUGGCUUUUGACCCUACAUGAGAUCGGGGAAUCAUACGAUGAUGCUAAGCAAUUAUUGAAAGAACACAACGAAUUGGAAAGCAAGUCGAUAGAUGUGGAAGAACAAUCACGUGAAUUAAUUGCAAUGGGACAUGAACUACAACGUGAAUUUCCAAGAUAUGCCGUGACAUUACAGCAAAGCAUUGACAAAGUGCAACAGUUGGUUCGUGCAUUCUGCGCACGUGUUAUACGUCAAAAGGAAGUCGUUUUGCGCUCAGUUAACUUCUAUCGCAUGCUGACUGAUUUCUCACGAAAAACAAACUUGCUAUUGGAAUCAUUGUGUACAAAUGUGAAAGCGAAUGAUAUUGCAAGUGCCGAGGAAGAGCGAAAUGAAAUGGAAACUAAAGUAGAUGACAUGGAAAAAAUCUACCGUUGUUUGAUUACCAGUGGUAUAUCGUUUAUUGAUGAACUUUGCAUUAAUGAAUCUAGUUCAAUGGGCAGAUCAAUCACACGUGAUUAUUCAGCGAGUAUUGUGCAAAUCAGAAAAAUAUUGGAGGAUUCACGUGGUCGAAGGCAGCGUUGUCAGAAUUUAGCAGAUGUUCGAAGAUUAAAAAUUCAUCAACUUUUACAACUCUAUACAUGUGAAGAAGACAGCCAACAGGUAGUUAUUUGGAUUGAAGAACUUUACGAAACAUUGAUAAAUGGAUAUAAUGAGUUACUAUAUGACUUUGAACAAUUAUAUCUCGUGCAAGAGAAUAGAUCGAAACUUGAAGAAACUGCGCGAAGUACAUAUGGAUAUGGUAAACAGUUAUGUCAAGUGAUACUCGUAUUAAGGAGAUCGUUAAGAAUGGACGUACAGCCUGGAUUGAAACUUAACCGAAGAUUAGAGUCAAUUUGGGAAAAAUUUUGUCAUACUUUGAACGAAAAAAAAACGAAAUUUGGUAUCAUUGGUACUUUUCAUUCAACGAUUCAGAAAGUAAAUGAACGCCUUGAUGAGUUGUCGCUUCGACUGGACGGUGAAACUUUAGAAAAGUAUCCGGAAGAAACAUCACUAAUUAAAGAAAAGCGAAGUAUCGCAAAUGACAUUCAUGAACUGAAGCAGGUCGCUGAUAUUCUAAAUCAAGAAACAAAUAGUAAAAUACCAAGGAGCAGAAAUAGUGCAGCGACUUCUUGGACUCGAGCUCUGAAUGGGAUCCAACGAAAAUUUGAUGAGGUGAAACAAAAACAAAAUAAACUAUAG